CAGGGCAGCAGCAGAGAAGAGACAAGUGCUCUGCUCAGCAGCCAUGGCACAAGUCGGAGGGGCAUGCAGGAGUUUUAAGCCACACCUUCUGAUGACCAUGGCACAGAUAGGUUACACCAUUCUCUACUUCAUCACGGAAGCCUCUUUCAACCAGGGAUUGAAUCCCCAUGUCUACAUCACUUACAGACAUAUCGUUGGUGCCUUGGUCAUGUGGCCUUUUGCUUACUUCCUCGAGAGAAAAUUACGGCCAAAGCUCACAUGGAAAUUGUUUCUGGAGAUAUGUGCCCUUUCCUUUCUGGGGGUCAGCCUAACUCUAAACAUGUACUUCGCGAGCUUAAAGUACACCUCCCCGACCUUCGUCGCUUCCAUGGUCAACACCAUUGCUGCCAUGACCUUUGUCAUCGCCGUUCUGCUCAGAAUGGAGCAUCUUUAUCUCCGGAGUCCAAGAGGUGUGGCGAAGACUGUCGGAACCAUCGUGUCGUUGGCAGGUGUUACAACCAUGACGCUGUACAAAGGGCCAACCAUGAAGAACUUCUGGGGACCUCUGAUUCAAAUCCAUGGAAAUGGCAUCCAUGAGAGUUGGCUAAAAGGAUCCAUUCUUACAAUCACAAGCUGCAUCACAUGGUCCAUGUGGUAUAUCAUGCAGGCGAUCACAUUAAAACGAUAUCCGGCACAACUUUCUCUUACUACGUGGAUGAGCUUCAUCGGGGCGGCACAGUCAGCUAUUUUUACAGCAUUUGUAGAGCAUAAACCAGCAGCGUGGAAGAUCGGAUUAGAUGUCAAACUAUGGAGUAUCUUAUAUGCUGGAGUCGUAUGUUCUGGGUUAAUAAUCUACAUACAACUAUGGUGCACCGAGGCAAAAGGACCGGUUUUUGUCACCAUGUUCAAUCCUCUCUCCACGAUAAUGGUUGCACUUCUAGCAUAUUUUGUUUUCGGUGAAAGAUUGUUUCUGGGAAGCAUCAUAGGGGGAAUAGUUGUCAUCAUCGGACUGUACUCGGUGCUCUGGGGCAAAGAAAGAGACCAAGAGAAGGAAACGAUGAGUCCUGAAGAGGCCUCUUUUGUGGCUCCUGGAAAAGAAAUAGGAGGAAGCCAGGACACGUUCAAGAACAUGUGUGGCAAAGCAGACAACACAAAAGGAUCUGAAGUGGUCUAAGCAAUAUCGAAUGGAUUCUCUGUCAAUUGUUGAGCUAGUUCUGUCAACUUGUGCUUAAACUCUCUCUCUCUCUCUCUCUCUCUCCCUCUCUCUCUCUCUCUCUCUCUCUCUAUAUAUAU
This is a messenger RNA of Musa acuminata subsp. malaccensis (wild Malaysian banana), 1272 nucleotides long. Its product is annotated as WAT1-related protein At2g39510. Gene Ontology annotation, cellular component: plasma membrane. Lineage: Eukaryota; Viridiplantae; Streptophyta; Magnoliopsida; Zingiberales; Musaceae. The record is from RefSeq and is a predicted model, not a curated record. Gene Ontology annotation, molecular function: transmembrane transporter activity.